This is a messenger RNA of Adineta ricciae, 210 nucleotides long. The record is from the annotation of a GenBank genome assembly. NCBI's taxonomy places the organism in Eukaryota, Metazoa, Rotifera, Eurotatoria, Adinetida, Adinetidae.
AUGGGUGGUCUCAUCUUGGGUAUCAUUGCAGUUUUGCUUUCCUAUUUCGCACGUGAAGCCAAACGAAACAAUGACUUUAUCGAAGCAGCAAAAUGGAGUCGAAGAGCAUUGAUAUGGAAUAUUAUUGCAACUGUCUUAGGUGUUCUUGGUAUUAUUAUAAUUAUUAUUGCUGUUGUAGUUACUUCUGUGUAUGCGAAUAAGACAGCUUAA